AUGAAGACUUUUGUCUGUUUAUUGGCGCUGGCGGUCGCCACAUGCGAAGCCGGAUUCGAAUCGGGAUAUGACCAAGGGAACAAUGGUUUGGGAGAUCAUGGAGGUGGAUUCCAUUCUGGAGGAAAUGACUUCUCUGGUGCUCAAAACCAUGACUUUGGUGCAGCACAGGGUGGUCAUGAUUUCUCUGGUCAAGGAGGACAAUUCUUAGGAAGCCAAGGUGGCCAUGAUUUCUCUGGUGGACAAGGAAAUGAUCAUACGAUUGCCCUCGUACAAAGCCAAGACUCCGGCCAUGGUCAACAGAAUUUUGAUUUUGGUGGUCACGAUGGAGGUCAAAGCUUUGGAGGGGAUUCAUAUCUCCAAGCUGUUCAUGAUUUAGGACAGCAGUACGAUGGCGGAGAUGGUGGUCACGGUGCUAUUCAAGAAUUAAAUGGUCAUGGCAAUGGUGGGCAAGAUGGUGGUAGCUUUGGACAUUUUGGAGGUAAUGGUGGUUCAAGUGGAGGGUAUGGUGGUAACGGAGGUUAUGGUGGUAAUGGAGGUCACGGAGACCAACAAGGCUUUGUCCUGCAAGAUGGAGGUCAUGAAUUUGGAGAUCAACACAACUUCGGACAUGCUGAAGCUAUCCCAGUUUCAGAACAUAUUGACGAAGAACAUCCUGUAGAAGUACCUCUGUACAAGCACGUUACCGUGCCCAUCCACAAACCUCUUCACAUUAAUGUACCUAAACCCAUCCUGAUUGGAAUCCCACAGCCUUAUCCCGUAAAAGUCCCUGUCCACAAACCUGUUGCUGUUCCUGUGGAAACUGAAAUCUCCAUUCCAAUUGAAAAAGUCGUGCCUUACCCAGUUGUCAAACACGUGCCCUACCCAGUCGAAAAGCACGUACCCAUCAAGGUUGAGAAAACCGUGACCGUCCAUGUACCCCAACCAUACCCCGUCAAAAUCCCAGUAUACAAAACCAUCCAUCACAAAGGUCACCACUACCAU
Molecule: messenger RNA, 981 nt
Organism: Brenthis ino (lesser marbled fritillary)
Lineage: Eukaryota; Metazoa; Arthropoda; Insecta; Lepidoptera; Nymphalidae
Source: the annotation of a GenBank genome assembly